GCUGAAGCUGAAGACAUGACUAUGGCAGCGCUCUCAAGCGCAACAUGCACUGAUAGAGUGGCAGCAUAUUUUGUGGGGUUGUCACGCUUCUUUGUAGUUGUGUUGUUUUUCUGAUCGCGCUUUCAAGUAGUACGCGUGGAGUCUUGCUACGCCAGGUUGUCGUAUUGUUGGCGAGCCUUUGCAAGCCAACGCGGUCGACAGCGUCAUGGCCAAUACGUCGUUACAAACUGUGACCUACGCCCCGAAGGCUUUCCAACUGUUACGGGGCAUUUUCUGCGUCUACAAGCCUGCAAAUGUCACCUGCGCAGAUGUGCGACGUGCUGUCAUAGGGAACUUAUGCCGGGACCUUAAUGAAAUGGAUGUGCGACCCCCAACAGACUAUGUUACUAUCGAAGGGUCUGUGUCCAAUAGUGUGGAACUUACUGUUAAGUCUUCCCCAAGUUUUGCAGACCAUCCUCUUGUUGUAGGCUCUCGGUACCAACCUCAAGAUUUUAACAUGGCCUGCGGUGUAAACCUUGGAAAAUAUACCUCUGGGGUGUUGUUAAUGAGGGUCCAUGGAGGCUACCACAAGAUGAAAAAGCUCUGUCAUUCUAACCAGCUUCGUACUUAUGAACUCCGAGGAGAAUUCGGAAAGGCAUCAGAUACGCACACACCACUUUCAAAGAUUGUUGAAAAGGCAACGUAUCGUCAUAUCACAGUUGCAAAGCUAGAGCGACUUCUAGGCUCCAUCCAAUCGGCAUAUCAAGUUCAAGCAUUUAAAUAUGCAGGUGUGCCCCUGAACAGCCAGGCAGCAUUUGAAAUGGCAGCUAAAGGCACGGUGCGACCUGCUGAUGAGUCUCCUACUCUUGUAUACAACAUUCGCUGUGUGGAACUGGAUCUGCCUUACUUCACACUUGAAGUGAGCUGCAUCCAUGAAACUGAGAACUAUCUUCUGCAGCUGGUGCAUGAAAUUGGGCUGCACCUUCAUUCGUGUGCCAUCUGCCAUCGUGUACGACUCGUACGCUACGGUUUGUUUAACACCGAUUUGGCCUUGCUGCGAAAGCAUUGGACUUUAGAAAAUAUCUUGAGAAAUAUUCAAGACUGCCAGCCGCUUGUGGCUCAAGAGCUGCUUGAGCCUCACUCGCCACAUUUUAUUGACUUUAAUGAAGCCAAACAGAUUCCUAGGCCAGGAAAAUAAUAGUGAGCCCGUGCCGUCACUGAACUGCCAGCUUAUUCUAGCUGUGUGUGUCUUUUUUUUUUUUUCAAUAAAAUGCCAUAUAUUUAUUUGUGCUAUG
This is a messenger RNA of Dermacentor silvarum, 1274 nucleotides long. RefSeq names its product pseudouridylate synthase TRUB2, mitochondrial. Lineage: Eukaryota; Metazoa; Arthropoda; Arachnida; Ixodida; Ixodidae. Gene Ontology annotation, biological process: RNA processing; pseudouridine synthesis. Gene Ontology annotation, molecular function: RNA binding; pseudouridine synthase activity. Bases 206 to 1177 code for a protein of 323 amino acids. The record is from RefSeq and is a predicted model, not a curated record. The transcript has 7 exons.